GGUUUUUGUUCUCUAUGGUUGUAUAAAACUCUAUUGUUUAUUCCGUGUCAUCGGCACCGAUGGAUGCUUUUACAAGUUACAUUACAUUUUUGUAAUGGCAUGAAAAUGGGUUGAAAAUGAAAUAAUAACAAAGUAGAAGUUGUGUAAAGGUUAAAUUAUCAAUACAAAUGCAAGUUAAAAUGUGAUCAUGGCUAUUUUUACUACAGUGUUAGUCAUAACAUUUUGGCUUCAGUGCACAAUAGUGUAUGGAUACGAGUUCAUAUCAAAAUAUCCGAAUCAGCCUAAUGAGACCUACCGUUUCUAUCAUCUUGCUGUGGAUAGGAUCAGCGGCCAAGUGUAUGCUGGUUCGUUAAAUUGGAUUCAUCAGUUAAGCCCUGAUUUGAAACCAAUCCAUGUAAUAGGCACGGGUCCGAUUCUUGACAACCCAAUGUGUCAUGCAAGUGGUUGCACUUCGUCAGAUAUAAAGACUACAUGGACCGAUAACGUGAAUAAAAUAUUAGUGAUAGACCAAGAAUCCGGAAGAGUGAUUUCGUGCGGUUCAGUGGCGCAGGGUUCCUGUACCAAGUACAAGCUUGGAGAUCUGUCUGCAAAGCCGGAGUUUGUUCCAGUGAGUGUGGCGGCUAACGACGCUGAUGCAUCUACCUACGCGUUCAUCGGACCUGAGAGGUACAAUUCAUGGGACAGAUCUAAUGUGCUCUAUGUGGGAACUACAUUCACCAACAAUGGAGAGUACAGGCACGACGUCCCCGCGAUAUCCAGCCGCGACCUGAUGACUCUCGACACUGCACAAUUGACAUUCAACAAACAGAGUUCAAUACAAAUAGAUGUUAAAUACAGAGACAACUUCUUGGUUCAGUACAUGUAUGGCUUUAAUGCUAGUGACUAUGCAUAUUUUUUGAUAAUCCAGAAACAUUCCCACCUUGCUGGCAAUGAGGAACUGGGCUAUGUAUCCCGCCUAGCCCGCACCUGUGUCAAUGAUGACAACUAUAACAGCUACACAGAAGUUACUCUAGAGUGCCAUGUUAGGGAAGAAAGUGUUAGUGGUAAGAGUGAAGUGGUCAAUUAUAAUUUAGUGCAAGAUGCUAAGAUUGCCAAGGCUGGUGCCAACCUGGCUGCCCAGCUGGGUAUAGAGACAGGAGAUUCUAUUCUUGUAGCUGUUUUUAGUCCAUCUAAAAGUAUAUCUAAUGAGCCUAUGGCAAAGUCAGCUAUUUGUGUAUUUUCUUUGCAAGAGAUAGAAAUUAAGUUUAAUGAGAAUGUCCAUAUGUGUUUUAAUGGUAGCACUAAGGCUCGCAACAUGGGCUACAUAUCAGGCAUGAUAUCUGAUGGAAAGUGUCCCAGUGUUGGUUCAACAGGAAAUAUACUUAAUUUUUGUGAGGUAGGUCUUAAAAUAAGUGGGCUUUAUCCUAUUAAAACAAUGUCUGUUAUUAAUUGGAAUGAUACAUUAAUUACCUCUGUAACUAUGUCUGUGACUGGUUUGCAUACUGUAGCUUUUCUAGGUACUAACAAUGGCAUUUUAAAGAAAGUUCUCAUUGAUGCUGAUAAGGCAUUAGAGUAUUCAAGUGAACAAAUUUUAGCUGGCCAGAGAAUCCUACCAGAUACCACGCUGUCACCAUACCAAAAGACACUGUAUGUGUUGGCAAGAAAUACAAUAGUGCAAAUACCAACUGAGAGAUGUGCUGAACAUGGCAAUUGUUCUGCUUGUCUGGAAUCCAAUGAUCCUCAUUGUGGAUGGUGUUCUUUGGAAAAACGCUGCACAGUUCAAAAUAUGUGUCAAAAAGGAACACAGAGUGCACCCAGAUGGUUGUCUCAAUACAUUGGCCAGCAGUGCAUUGAUUUUGAACAGAUUCUGCCUGACAGGAUAUCUAUGAAUGAAGUGACAACAGUGCAGCUUAUAAUUAGAACUUUACCAGAACUGCCAGUUGGAUCCAAGUACAAGUGUGUGUUUGGCAAUGCUCCGGCUAUAGAUGCUGCUGUAACAUCUAAUGGUUUAGCUUGCCCUACACCUGAUGUUAAACACAGGCCAAAAAUCACACAAAAUCAAGAUCAUGUGUAUGUUUCGCUUUCUGUUCACUCAUCAGAAACAAACAAAGAUUUUGUUUCCAGAAACUUUGCUUUCUAUGAUUGUUCUAAGCAUACAACAUGUCAUUCUUGCAUAUUGAGUGAGUGGGCCUGUAAUUGGUGCAUAUAUGAUAACAAGUGCACUCAUGAUACAUCUGUUUGCCAGAGGACCAUAAUUAGUGGUGAAAACAAUCCUACUAAACUUUUAAAUCAUGGUAUUGGACAUUGUCCUAGAAUAAGACAAUACAAGAAACCUAUUUUACUACCUAAUAAUGUGCCUAAAGAAUUGGAACUUGAAGUAGAAAAUUUACCUCACCUACAACCAGGUCACACUGGGUUCCAGUGUAUAGUGAGUAUUGAGCUAGCCAACAUGAUAUUGCCUGCAAGAGUUGAGUCAAAUCAUUACAUUGUGUGUGACAAAACAACAUAUUCAUAUGAAGAAGAUGUAGGGGAGUAUAAUGUAAGUGUUAAAAUUGUUUGGAAUCACAAACAUUACAUAGACACAAUCAACAUCACACUGUACAAAUGUGAAAUUCUAGGAUCUCACAGGGAACAUGCAGAUUGUUCUCUUUGUAUAACUCGAAACUCCAUCUAUAAAUGCACCUGGUGUGGCAAUUCUUGUUCCUAUAGUGAAACAUGUUUGGAAAAUCCAGUAACUGAGUGUCCCAAACCUAGAAUUGAUAUGAUAAAGCCAUUAAGUGGACCAAUUGAAGGUGGUACCAUAGUUACCAUUGAAGGCAGUAAUCUUGGUUUGAGAGUUGAAGAAGUAUCUGGGAAAGUUAGAAUUGGGGAGGUUCCAUGUGAAAUAGUAGACUUUGAAGUGUCUGUGAGCAUCACAUGUCGAACAGGUCCUUCUAAUGGUUCUGCUGUGGCACCUGUUAUUGUGGAAAAUGAUUCUGGUCACACAGAAUCAUCUGUUCUAUUUAGUUAUAAAAACAUUAAACUCCAGGGCCUCUAUCCAACACUUGGCCCUGUGGCAGGUGGCACUCAGUUAGCAAUAGGAGGGCAGCAUUUAAAUAUUGGUUCAUCAAUAUCUGCCUAUUUGGAUGAAUUACCUUGCUCUGUAAAUACAACACAGACAUCAAACAGUAGGUUAAUAUGUAUUACUCCUAAAGCAAAUGCACCCAGAGUGAUUCAUACAUUGACAGUGGGAAUAGAUAAUGCUAAUCGUACUUUACAUGGAGAUUUAUUUAAUUACACAGCAGACCCAACUAUAAUGGAAAUAAAACCGUUGAAAAGCUUUGUAUCUGGUGGCAGAAUGAUAACAGUUCAUGGUACAAACUUGCAUACCAUUCAAAAACCCCUUAUGAAACUAUAUUUUGCUAAUGAAGUUCUUCCUGUGAAUCACACAGCUUGUACUGUGCUUAAUGAACAUCAGAUGGAAUGUCCUAGUCCUGCAGUGAAUAACAAAUAUUUUGAAAUUUUGCAAGCAACUAAAACACAAACAAGUACUCCUCAGGUUGCAAUGAAAGUUGGUUUUGUUUUGGAUAAUGUGGAAACAAUGCAUGAAAAACACUUUAAUCCUCCUAGAACACAUAUGGUGUAUGUGGAUGAUCCUCAUGUUUACCAAUUUCCUAACAAAGGCGUGAAAUCUUAUAAGGGAGACCCAUUGGUGAUAGAAGGUGAGAAUCUAAUAAGAGCAAGUGAUGAAACUGACGUAAUUGUUACUAUUGGAACACAGCCUUGUAAUGUGACUAGUCUCACCAUGCAACAACUGUUGUGCACUCCUCCUGAGAUACAACCAGCUAACACAGAUGAAAAUGGUCUGCAAAUAUCUGAAAUCAGUCUACCUUUGGUGGUUGUUAAAAUUGGAAAGAAUUUACGGUUUCCUAUUGGGUACCUUCACUAUGAAUUACUCCGAAAUUACAACUUCCCGCCGGAAGUCAUUGCUGGAAUAGCUGGUGGAACUUUCUUUUUAGUGCUCAUAUUUAUGAUUGUGUUAGUUAUGUACAGACGUCGCAGUACAAAAGCAGAAAGAGAAUAUAAACGAAUACAAAUUCAGAUGGACACUUUAGAGAGCAAUGUUAGAUUAGAAUGUAAAUUGGCUUUUGCGGAGUUGCAAACUGAUAUGUCUGAUUUGGCAGCUGAUUUAGAACAUUCAGGUAUACCGACGCUUGAUCAUGUAAACUACGUAAUGAAGGUGUUUUUCCCAGGCGUGUCGGACCAUCCCAUAUUGAAUGUCCAACGUCAAUUUAUUAAUACUCCCAGAACCAAUUACGACGCUGCCAUGAUUCAAUUUGAGCAACUUUUGAAUAAUAAAUGUUUCCUUUUGUCAUUUAUAGACACAUUAGAGUCACAAAAGUCGUUUAACAUUCGAGACAAAGUGAAUGUGGCUUCCCUGUUGAUGAUUAUCCUCAUGGGAAAAAUGGAAUAUGCUACAGACAUUUUAAAGUCCCUUCUGUUGCGUCUUAUUGAUAAAUCUAUAUGUAAUAAACAUCCACAACUCAUGUUAAGGAGAACUGAGAGUGUGGUUGAAAAAAUGUUAACGAACUGGAUGGCUUUAUGUAUGUAUUAUUAUUUAAAAGACUAUGCAGGUUCUUCGUUGUUUUUGCUCUUCAAGGCAAUAAAGCAUCAAAUCGAAAAGGGAGUUGUAGAUGCAAUAACUCACGAAGCUCGAUAUUCCUUGUCGGAAGAAAAACUUCUGAAGGAACAAAUUGAUUACCAAACUAUAACAUUACAUAUAGUCCAAGAUGAUUUUGAUGAAAAAGUUCAAUGUAAAGUGUUAGAUUGCGACAGUAUUUCACAAGUUAAAUCUAAAAUAUUAGAUGCCCUAUUUAAAAAUACUCCAUUCUCUAUGAGACCAUCCGUCCAUGAAGUUGAUUUAGAAUGGCGUCACGGAAGAGGUGGACAUGUUACGCUCCAAGAUGAAGACGUUACCACUAAAACGAUUAAUGGUUGGCGUAAAUUGAAUACACUAGCCCAUUACGGCGUCAAAGAAUCUGCUAUCAUGUCCUUGAUAUCACGACAAAACGAUAGUUUUAACACUCCGUAUAAAAUACCCUGCAAGAAUUGCACAGGAAUAUAUUGCUCCAAUUCUCAUAUAAGAGUGUACAACAGUGACAUUACAGAUCAAAACGUUCACUACUAUCACUUGGUAAAACCUAUAGAGUACCAGCACAUUAUCAACAAGUCAUCAGAGCAUAGUCAUAAAGCUAUUCCAGAGAUUUUCCUCACGCGACUACUCUCGACAAAAGGCACAGUUCACAAGUUUGUCGAUGACUUCUUCAGUACUAUUCUCACCGUGAACGAAGUCUUGCCACCAGCUGUAAAAUGGUUAUUUGACCUUUUUGAUGACGCUGCUCGUACACACGGUAUCAUGAAUCCUGAAGUAGUCCAUGCUUGGAAAUCGAAUAGUUUACCUCUAAGAUUUUGGGUGAAUCUCAUAAAGAAUCCAGAUUUUAUUUUUGAUAUAAAUAAAACUGCUACUGUUGACUCUUCAUUAUCAGUUAUCGCUCAAACGUUCAUGGAUGCUUGUUCAUUAACAGAACAUCGACUGUGUAAAGAUUCUCCUUCUAACAAAUUACUAUUUGCUAAAGACUUGCCUACUUAUAGAGACAUGGUUAUAAGAUUUUAUCAAUCUGUAUCUCAAUUACCUCAAGUAACAGACCAAGAGCUAAGUACUUCUAUGCAACAACUCUCAGUGGAACAGUUGAAUGAGUUCGACACUCUUUCGGCCUUAAAAGAGUUGUAUAUCUAUGUCAGUAAAUAUAGAGAACAAAUUAUAUUAGGACUAGAAAACAAAAUGCACUUAGCUCAUAAAUUAGAUAAUAUAGCAUGCACUAUGGAAGGGGAUCCUACAUCUAUCUGCUGACUAUAUGACACCAGUCACGAUUUGAUUGCAUUUACGUAAUUUAUUUAUGUAUAAUAUAUAUGUAUUACCUACUUUGUAAAAAGAAGCUUUAAUUUAUUCUGAAAAUACUCAGAUCUAAUAAAAACUGAUAUGUAAAAAGACUGUAAGCAAUCAGUUUCAUAACUCUAGUUAGAAAGUAAAGAAUAUUUUUUUCAAUGAAUCAUGAAGGAAUACUUAAUAGCUAUGGACUUAUUUUUUGUCGAAGGUACCUAUGUAAUAAGUAUUAAAGUAUCUUUUGUAAGUAUUAAGUGAAAUUAUUGGUAACUUAUAUUGGCAUCUAUUACUCAUCAGCCAGCUAGCAUUACAUUAUGGGACUGAAUGAACAUCUAUUUUUUUAAUUGUAAAUCUAAAUAUUGCUAGGCUUAUGUGUAUUCUUCGCAUUUGUAUCAUUACGAUUUAUUUUACGUGCAAUGACCAUACAGGUAUUUUAUAAGAAGAAAAGAAAUUUUUGUGGUGUUUGUAGAAGUUCUAACAGUCCCAUAAAAGCAAAAUUUGAGAUAAUUGUAAUGCAUUUAAUCUCCCAGUGGCCAUGCUAUUUUUAUAAUUUUACUAUAAAGCAAACCAAUGCUCUCUUUUAGAAAACAAAUAUGAUUUUAUAAAAAGGGAUGAAUGUAAUGUAAAUCUGGCACUGAAAUAAUUUUCUAAUGUAAAUGUUCUUAUUUGUAUUUACCUUAAAUUACUUAACUAU
Molecule: messenger RNA, 6596 nt
Organism: Spodoptera littoralis (African cotton leafworm)
Lineage: Eukaryota; Metazoa; Arthropoda; Insecta; Lepidoptera; Noctuidae
Source: the annotation of a GenBank genome assembly